Lindgomyces ingoldianus is the source of this 2769-nucleotide messenger RNA. RefSeq names its product poly A polymerase C-terminal region-like protein. NCBI's taxonomy places the organism in Eukaryota, Fungi, Ascomycota, Dothideomycetes, Pleosporales, Lindgomycetaceae. The transcript has 2 exons. The coding region runs from base 1 to 2769 and encodes 922 amino acids. The record is from RefSeq and is a predicted model, not a curated record. Gene Ontology annotation, molecular function: ATP:3'-cytidine-cytidine-tRNA adenylyltransferase activity; RNA binding. Gene Ontology annotation, biological process: tRNA 3'-terminal CCA addition.
AUGGCAUCCAAAUCGGGCUUAAACCCUACGACUAUUGAAUUGACCGAAGUCGAAGCGAAACUUCGUCACUUGCUUCUGGAUGUAGCUGCCUUUGUCGAUGAGACGUCCGUGCCCAAGACCGCCGAAGCUGGAGUGGUCGUGCCCGAUGAGCUCUCAAAGGAGAAGGUUGUGUUGCGCUUCACCGGGGGCUGGGUUCGAGACAAGCUACUCGGGGUCGAUAGCCAUGACAUUGACGUUGCCAUCAACAAGAUGACGGGCUACCAGUUCGGCAUGAAAUUGAAAGACUAUCUUGAGAUUCCCGGAAACCCGGCAAAAUAUGGACUAGAGCUGCCAGAAGAGGAAAAUAGCAAGUCUGGUGGAAAAGACAAGAGUAGAAGGGUCGCUCCAGGACUCUACAAGAUUGAAGCCAACCCGGAGAAGUCCAAGCACUUGGAGACAGUUACCACCAAGAUCAUGGGCUUAGACAUUGAUCUCGUUAACCUCAGGAAGGAGACAUAUACAGAGGAAAGCCGUAAUCCACAGAUGGAGUUCGGGACCCCGGAAGAAGACGCUAUGCGCCGAGACGCUACCGUCAACGCCAUGUUCUACAAUCUCAACACCUCCGAGAUCGAGGAUUUCACGGGUCGGGGAUUCGAGGAUAUGGAUGGAAAGAUCAUUCGGACCCCACUAGAGCCGUAUCAAACCUUCAAAGACGACCCGCUACGGGUGCUCAGGUUGAUCCGUUUUGCGAGCAGGCUCAACUACAAGAUCGACCCGGAGGCCGAAAAGGCCAUGGGCAAUCCUGAUAUUAAGGAUGCGUUAAGAGCCAAGAUCAGCCGAGAGAGAGUCGGUAUUGAAACGGAGAAGAUGCUCAAAGGGCCGGAUCCACAAAUGGCUCUAGCACUCAUUGAUAGACUUGAUCUCUACAACACCAUCUUCAUCGACCCUACGAGACCAAACAACCAUCCACCAGAUCUUGAAUAUCUGUCCCCUGCGUAUAAGUUUGUUGAGUGCUAUUUGCGAACCGCAAAGCCAGACAUACCUCAAAUUAUUCCCAAGACAUUAAUACGGAACGAGGAGGAGCAGUAUUUUGCCUGGAUCUGGGCAACCCUUAUGCCGUGGGUUGAUGCGCCUAUGGUACCUCACUCAAAACCCACCCAGCGCCCUUUUUAUGCUGCUACGCUAGUUGCGCGGGAAGGCAUCAAAGCGCCAAACAAGAUCUGUGAUGUUGUUACCGCCUGUCUUAGGGAUGGUGAAGAUAUUCGGAAGCUGGUGGACGCCUGCUACACUCAACUCAGGCGGCCGAACGCAAAGGCUGCUGGAGAGGACCCCACUGCUAGGGACACAUUAGGUAUGGCCAUCCGGCGGUGGGGUCCGACAUGGAGAAGCCAGCUUCUAUUCUCCCUCAUCUACGAGAUUGUACUUGGGUCAAUCUCACAAGAGCAAAUAUUCAACUCUUACUCAACAUUCCUCAACCAGCUUUCUAAAUACGGUAUCCUCGAGGCCUACACCUUCAAACCACUCAUCACCGGCACCGAGCUCGCCAAAGCCCUGAACACGAAACCCGGUCCAUGGAUGAGAGACGCCCUCGACAUCGUUAUGGCCUGGCAGCUCCGCAACCCCGACAUCGCCGAUCCAACCGAAGCCAUUGAAGCUGUGAAAGAAAACCGUACAGCCGCCAUGGCGGGCAAGCAGAGUGAGCUACCCUCCCGCCUCGCAUCUCACUUCCUUCAGCUUACCAUCCGCCCCCUCUUCUCCCAGAGUAACUCCAAACCUCACCCAAACCUCACACCGGCUGGCCGCGCAGCCCCAUCUCAUCCCGACCAAAAGGCACAAUUUCCGGACGAUACCAGCAAGGCGCCGUGGAAGGACCCGAAAAAUGGAUAUGCGAUAGACUUGCUUCGAUGGACCCUCUUAAUCUUGGGUCAAAAGGGCAUAGAAGCAAAUUGGGGUUUACUAGUCCCUCCAAUUCUAAAGAUGACUGAUAAUCUCGAUAUCAAAUGGAAAUCCCGCGGUUGUGAAUUUCUUACUUUACUUCUGGCUUCAACAUCGCCCUCACUUCUCUCUCGCACCGGGCUUGGAAAUGUGUUUGAAAUAACGCUGAUACCACUAUUUACCUACUUGCCCACUCUGACGGAAGAAAAAGAGAGUGUUCUUCUCCUAGAUAAAGCCUUCCCCGCACUCAUGGAAUUGGCGGAAGUCAUGUACCCACCACCAUCACAUUCCUCUACAACACCCCAACCUAUCAACACGCUCUCCACCCCGCGAGAGAAAUUCCUUGACAAACUCCUACGAUUGUGUAUUCUCGCGCCAGUUUCCCACGCCUCGCCGUCAACCUACCCUAGACUCGCGACAAGCCUCCUCUCCCACCUCCCCACCCUGAUCAAUGCUAUGCAAAUAGAUGCAGUCAAACAUCUGCAAUCACUCCUUCCCUUACUCUCAAGCAUCCUAACUGAACCGCUCGGCCUUGCCCACCCCCCACUGAUAGUAGGGAGCGUGAAAGGCUUGCAAGCUGUGGUACUGAAUUGCUGGCCUAGGGUAGGGAGGUAUAGGGGGGAGAUUAUGAAGGGUGUCUGUGUGUGCUGGGUCAGGUGUGGAGAGGAGGAGGGAGAGGAAAAGAAGAAGGAGAUUGAGGAGGUUAGGUGGGAGUUGAAGGAGUGUGUGGGUAUGUUGGAUGCUGUGUGUCAGGCGGAUGACGACCUAAAAGGCAUUUGGGAGGCGGAAAAGGCAGUGUUGGUUGCUAGGGAUGAGCGAUUGGGUGGUUUAUUUGAAGGGAACGAAGUGAGUUAG